CUUCCUAUCAUCCUCACCUUCUUCUUCCUCCUCCUCCUUCAUCUUCAUCAAUGGAGGAAAUCGAAAUUCCUCAGUAUUUCGUGUGUCCCAUUUCGCUUCAGAUCAUGAAGGACCCCGUGACAACAUUCACCGGCAUAACCUACGACAGAGAAAGCAUCGAACAAUGGCUGCUCAAGGCUAAAGAACACAAGUGCCCUGUCACGAAGCAGCCAUUGCCCAGAGGCUCCGAUCUCACUCCCAAUCACACCCUCCGCCGUCUCAUCCAGGCUUGGUGCUCGGAGAACGCCGCCCACGGCGUCGAUCGCAUCCCUACCCCUAAAUCCCCUCCCACCAAGACCCUCCUCCAGAAACUGGUGAGAAAUCUCGGGCUUCCCCAUCUGUACCAAUCCGCAUUGGAGAGAUUGCAUACUCUGGCUACAGAAAACCAGAGGAACCUCAAGUGCAUGGCAGAAUCAGGUGUGGCCGAGUCCAUGAUUCAUCUAAUUACGAAAAAGUCCAAGGAGUUAGGUAACAACACUAAUUCCCUCGAACAAUCCCUGCGAAUUCUAGGCUUGCUCUCGUCUUGGGACAACAUCAAGCCUCUGGUCGUCCAGAACAUCGACUUCAUCAAAUCGUUGACUUGGAUUCUACAGCUCCACGAGGAUACCAACGUCAAUUUGAUAAACGAAGCAAUGCCAGUGUUAAAAUCCACGAUCGAACUCGCAGAUUCAACCCAUUUAGGAAGUUUGAAACCCGAGUUCUUCAGUGAAAUCACAAGGGUACUCAGAAACAGAUCGAUCUCCCAACAAGCCAUGAAAUCCGCCUUGCAUAUUCUCAUCGAAACAUGUCCUUUAGGUAGAAACAGAACGAGGAUAGUGGAAGUAGGAGCAGUAAUUGAAUUGAUCGAGCUUGAGCUAGAGAAACCUGAGAAGAACAUAACGGAGCUUAUAUUUAACCUCCUUGCGCAGCUAUGUUCUUGUGCGGAUGGGAGGGAACAAUUCUUGUCACACGCGGCGGGGAUUGCGGUGGUGUCUAAGAGGAUUCUGAGGGUUUCUCCUGCGACGGAUGAUAGGGCGGUUCAUGUGCUGUGGUUGAUGGCGAGGUACUCGGGGUCAAAGGAUGUCGUAUUGGAGAUGUUGAGGGUGGGAGCUGUAUCAAAGCUUUGCAUGGUGAUUCAGGCCGACUGUGAUCCGAGUGUGAAAGAGAAAGCAAGAUCGAUACUGAGGUUGCAUUCCAAGCUUGGAAUAAUUCGCCUUGUAUUCAAGUUUAUCUGUUAACCAGGCACCAAAGGUGAUGAUUAACACGCAAAACUUGCUAGCUACCAGAAUCCAGAUCAUCUUGUUCCUUUUCUUCUUUAUGGUGAUAAUUAAUUAGUAUUGAUGAACUAUAUAUAUA
Messenger RNA from Neltuma alba, 1374 nucleotides. Its product is annotated as E3 ubiquitin-protein ligase PUB23-like. NCBI's taxonomy places the organism in Eukaryota, Viridiplantae, Streptophyta, Magnoliopsida, Fabales, Fabaceae. Gene Ontology annotation, biological process: protein ubiquitination. The coding region runs from base 51 to 1256 and encodes 401 amino acids. The record is from RefSeq and is a predicted model, not a curated record. Gene Ontology annotation, molecular function: ubiquitin protein ligase activity. The transcript has a single exon.